This is a messenger RNA of Dreissena polymorpha, 1528 nucleotides long. RefSeq lists its product as uncharacterized. NCBI's taxonomy places the organism in Eukaryota, Metazoa, Mollusca, Bivalvia, Myida, Dreissenidae. The record is from RefSeq and is a predicted model, not a curated record. Bases 22 to 771 code for a protein of 249 amino acids. The transcript has 5 exons.
GUAAAGUCUUCGGGCAUAUUUAUGUCCGAUGGGGUCCCUAUAAACGGGCUGUCGUGGUACACCGACGAGACGUAUGCUGCGUUCAGAAUUGUGUCAAAUAAUAAUGUUGCACCAAGUGGAAAUGACUUUUUCUUCGAGGUCGGGACGCUGGGCACGGACGGCUCGUACACAAAGCGCGCCAGCAUUCCAAACGCCGAAGAUCUGUACGUGAACUUCCAAUGGCUGGAGACGGACAUGAACGAGCACGUGCACGUGUUUGCUCUGAUGGGCAACGAGAACGAGGCCAAUAAACUGAGUGCCCGGAUCUACGCGUUCGACCUGUUUAACGGAAAGUUUAUGCAGACAGUUGAUGUCGAUGUCAGUGAAUACACAUUCAUGUCAAUACAUUCGUACCCCAGUUGUGGAGAGGCCAUGUACGCCUUCUCCCCUGGCCUGUGGGCGGACGCCGGUCACGACAUGUGGGCGUGGUCACUGGUUGUCGUAGAGCCCUUGACUGGCACGGUCACCAAGCAGUGCGACAUCGCUCCCAGAGGCAUAUUCCGGCGCUACUACGGCGGCUCGGUGUUCCAGGGCUCCAGUAAUCCGGACGGGUUUCUCUACCACGUGCUGCGCGUUAUGUACAGCGAGGCGGAUUUAAUAGUGGGCGUUAACCCCGACACUUGCGAAGUGCGCUUCUCCGAGGUCACCAACCUGCGACACGUGCACUCGUUGCAGCUGGUGAAUCCAGCCCCAGCCCCGUCAAGACGAACUUGUAACAACAGAGAUAAUUGACAGUUUUAUCUACAUGCGUUUUAAAUUACCGCUUAUCAUAUGUCGAUGAUUGUUAUUUGGGGUGGUUGGCCUUUCUUGUCGCAAAAUUAUGCUGUACCGAAACCUUCAAUCUAACAGUAAAUAUAUCUUUGAAAAGAAUCGAGCUAUCUUUAAAAUAGUUAGUUUCUUUUUUAAAAUAAUAAUCCCAGUACAUUCGUCGCCUCUAAAAACUGGUCGGAUUAUUAAUCGUGGUCCGUAUUCACCAAACAAUUCUGAGACUUAAGUCUAAGAAUAAAGAAAAUUCUUUAAAUAAGAAUAUUCAAGAAUUUCUUUAAUUGUGAGUCAAACUCUGCAGUAAACAUCUCUAUCUAUAUUAUUCUUCAUAUAGAACAUUUUGUUAAUGACAUAAUCACCAGUGGAGGCCUGUAUAUAUCCAAACACUGAACACAUUUUUCUUGGUUCUAAGUCUUUUCUUUAUUCUUAAGUCUAAGAAUCAGUUGGUGAAUACGGGCCCGUGUUACGAAUGUUUACCCACUUGCUUUUGUUAGUCGUGAUUAAGUUUUAUACCACAACCCUGAACAAUCCUUAUUGUUCAAUGAUGUUAGUAACCACAACAUUGUCAUCUUGCCAUUUAGACGGAUUACAGAGUCGUAAAAUGUGUGUACAUGUAUGUUCCCGGGUAAUUACUGUUUAUGUUAUCGCUAAUUGUUUUUUUAAACAGCACAUGGUUUCUUAGCGAAGGAAUAGAUAGUUCAAUAAAUACAACUAUUGAACAGAA